Colletotrichum navitas is the source of this 681-nucleotide messenger RNA. RefSeq lists its product as uncharacterized. The transcript is spliced from 2 exons. Lineage: Eukaryota; Fungi; Ascomycota; Sordariomycetes; Glomerellales; Glomerellaceae. The record is from RefSeq and is a predicted model, not a curated record. Bases 247 to 588 code for a protein of 113 amino acids.
CGCUGAAAAUGGAAAAGACUACAGUGUGGGACCGAGAAGCGGUAAACACAUUGCUCUUCAGAGGCGGUCACGAUAUGCCGUCUGUGCCGUAACUUCGAAAUGCGCAUAUUUCAACGGCCGUGGACGCUGGCUAGAAGAAGUUCCUCAGGCUGCUCCUCGUAUGAUGAAGGCCAGGCAGUGACAAAGAACUGUCAUCCUCAUACCAAUCACAAGCCACAUAGGCAGGCGGACAAGUCAACCUUGUGAAUGUUGCGGUAUUGUGUAAUCUCAAUAUCAACAACAGCCGUCUACGCCACAUCUUCCCAACCAUCCCUCCAGCGUACCUUGCUUGGCCUACCUCUUUCUCAUGGAACAAUCGCACCAUCCGUCCACCAUGCAACAAACAACCAAAACCGCCCACAUGACAAAAUACCAAACCCACAGACCAGCCGGGAGAGCCCAGCAAGCCCAUUAUUUCCCUUACUAUGCAUUUCUCUGCCACGUAGAAGACGAGAGAAAGCGGCGACCGAAACAAAGACAACAACACAGCGACAAUGCGAUGAUGCCUGCUCGUGGCAGUGCCCGACUCCAUCCAGUCCCCUUAUAUAGUGUGCAAAAUGAUAAGUCACAAAGGUGUAGAAAGACCAAGCGGUAAACCGGAUUCGUCUCCUCCAGGACUGAGCCUAUUUCUUUCUUGUCUUC